AUGGAUGAGCUUUUCUCGUCGGGUAACAAUGAAAUCGAAAGCAAUUUCUCUACGAGGAAGCAGUACUGGCCUGGCCCUCUUAUCGACAGGCUGGUUGAGGAGAAUCGCGUCCGCCAAGAGCUGGACGAAGCCAAAGAGAAGUACGGCCAGGAUCUCGUGGACUAUAUCUUCAGUCAUGGCAAGAAGCUCUUCGUCAUCGCAGCCGCGGCAGAUUCCGACCCCAAGUGGCUGCUGAACGUGAUGAAAUUGUUCAUGGCCAACCGGCUCAAAGACAGCGAUCUGUCGGCAGAAGUUGGGCCGUCCCAGUGUCUCUCCAAGGAACGACUAGAACCGCUUACCAAACUCGACCCCAAGCUCUGGGCUCGGGGGAGGGUGCAUAGAUUUUGCGAAAUGCAGUGGAGGAUUGUUGUCCCCGUAUUUUCGACAGAGAAGGACAACUACGAUUUCGACGGGAGAGCCAUCCUGCCCUUCACCAAAGAGAAGUCAAUUGACAGCGGUGCAUUCAGUAAAGUGCAUAAAGUCCAGAUUCAGGAGGGCCAUUUCCAAGACCCAUCCUGCCCCAAAUCCGCGUGGCCAAAGUCAUUCGCUGUGAAGCAGAUCGUACCGCCUGACCCCAUCGAGCGAGAGAGAAUCGCGAGCAGUUGGGCAAACGAAGCCCAAACGUUGAGGAAAAUGAACAUCCGUCAUAAGGAGCACAUUCUUCGCUUCAUCACGGCCUUUACCAGACUUGACGACGGCUCAGACAAGUUGUACUACCUGCUCUUUGAAUGGGCUGAUGGGGGGUGCCUCAACGACCUCUUCGCCACAAAUCCGAGGCCAGCCUUGACGGACGAGCUGGUGAAGCACACGGCAACUCAACUGCUUGGCCUUGCCGAAGCAUUAGAGGCCACCCACGAGUUGGAGAUCCGGCACGGCGACGUCAAACCCGCCAACAUCCUCCAUUUCCAGCCCACCAAGCACCGCAUCAUCGGCACCCUCAAGAUUGGCGACUGGGGUCUCGCCAAAUACCACCCCGACCCCACCGUCAUGCGGCUAAAAAAGGGACAGCCGACUGACACGAGGUUCGGUACUACCGCAUACGAGCCCCCCGAGGUCGAGCUCGCCGACGUCAAAUAUUUAAGCCGCCAAUACGACGUCUGGUCUAUGGGCUGUGUCAUCCUGGAGAUCAUCAUAUGGCUCGUCUAUGGCUUCGAGGGCGUCAAAAAUUUCCGGACCGAUGUCCAGGGCCCUUACCGAGAGUCGGUCCCCUUCUAUGUGAUUGAAGAGAUCCAAGAGGGUACGAUGAAGGCCCGGGCCAAGCUGCAAGAGACUGUUGAGGAGUGGAUGGACUUCAUUGCCCAAGAGCCCGUCUGCGAUGGAGACACGGCUCUUGGGGAACUGCUAACCCUCGUUCGGAAGAAGCUACUGGUAGUCGAGCUGCCGCCCGACAUGGGACAGACGGUCUAUGUCAAGAACUGGGAGCCCGACGAGCCCAGGUCAUCAUCUUCGCUGGGCCCACAGGCCGAAGGGGUCCCCAGGGUAUCCAUCAGGGCACCCACGGCCACUGGUGACAAGCUCGUCGGCAUUCAACGCCACCGGGCUACAUCUGCACACCUGGUUGACGCGCUCGGCAUAGACGGCGGUAUCCUUGACGGCUCGGACCGGUCCGAAUACUACUGGCUGAGGGAGGGCGUGGAGAGGCGAGCAGCGCCGAGAUUCUAUCGGCCCACGCUGAGACCUGCCCAAGAUAGAUCAGGCCACUUGAUGGCCCAGUACAACCCACCCAGGAGUCUCGGGGCGGCAGCACGCGGCAGGGAGGAUAUCUCGGGGAGCAUGGGUUUGCUUGCCAUUCAAGAUCCUAUCAUCAAUUAUACGCAUCCGGAACUCGACGACAAAUGGGAGAUACACACAGACGAGAGAUUUGCUUCAAAGGUCAUGUCACGCAUCAAGGACUUGGCUGGCUUCACACUCCCUAAACCUCGCCGCGCUAGACUGUGUGACUCUUGCAAGAAGCUCGACUUCUUUCGGAGCCUAGGCUUUUCUGUCGAGUACGGGACAUCAGACCUGGAAGUACGGUCGAAGGAUUGCGACCUCUGUGCCCUAUUUUUGAAGACUGCCAAGAAACAUGACAGAGCUAGCUCGGGCAAGAUUCAAUUCGACAAGGAGCGAUCCUGGCUAAGGUUCAACAACGCCGGGCCCCCAGUGCUCUCCAUUUGCCGCAGCCUUGACUCUCGACCCAGGCCCGACAUUUACCUCGGGCUGCCCACCUUCCCCGACACGGGCAGCCAGACCCAUUUCGAGAUCAUCCGGCAGUGGCUUUGGUUCUGCGACGAGAACCACUCCGAUUGUCGCAGUAGCGCUUCGAUCCGAUGCAUGCCGACAAGAGUUAUCGACGUGGGCCACGAGGGAGACAGAUAUGUUAGUCUUUGGGAGACAGGACCGCAGGACAAGGAACAAUACGUCGCUCUUUCCCACCCCUGGGGCCACGAGCCUCACUUCGUCACCGAUGUCCAAAACCUUGAACAGCACAAACAAGGAAUCAUGCUUAGCAGACUGCCAGCCACUUUCCGGGACGCCAUCCACACCACCCGGGCCCUGCGCAUACGCUACCUGUGGAUCGACUCCAUCUGCAUCAUCCAGGGGCCGGGCGGCGACUUCCACGUGCAGGCCAAGCAGAUGGAAACCGUCUUCAGCUCGGCGUACUGCGUGCUGGCGGCCAGCCGGGCACACAACCAGGUCGACGGCUUUCUACUGCCGCGGCGCCAGAGAGACUACGUUGCGCUGGCCGAGGCGGAUGGGUCGCCGUUCUACGUCUGCGAGAACAUCGACGACUUCAGCACAGAUGUGCUCAACGGCCACCUCAACAAGCGUGGCUGGGUCCUCCAGGAACACGCCCUAGCCCGCCGAACCGUCUUCUUCACCCAGGGCCAGACGUACUUUGAGUGCGGCGACGGCGUCCGCUGCGAGACGCUGACCAAAAUGAGCAACAACCUGGCCGCCUUCCUCGGCGACCCCAACUUCCCGCGCAUCGUCAUGGCGGCCAGCCAGGGCGAGAAGAUCAUCCGGCUGCAGGACCUGUACAAGCGGUACUCGGCGCUGGGCUUCACGCGUGACAACGACCGGGCCAUCGCCAUGGAAGGGAUCCACCGGCGGCUGCUGCACGCGUUCCACGCCGACGGCGGCUACGGCAUCCUGGACGAGGGCUCGCACCGCAGCGGCCUGCUGCGCCGCAACCUGCUGUGGCACCGCCCCGCCAGCAGCCCGCCGCUGGCGCGCAUUCGGUUUCCGAGGCGCGGUGGUGGUGGUGGCCAGCCGCAGCUGCCGCCGCCGCCGUCGUGGUCGUGGAUGGCGUACACCGGGCCCAUCGACUUCCUCCGCCUCAAGUUUGGCGAGAUCGACUGGAUGGAAAUCCGGUCGCCGUGGUCCGAGAGAGGCGUGGCUGCUGCUGCUGCUGCUGCUUCUUCUUCUGUUGCUGCGCCGGCGGAUGCCGAUGCUUUGAGCAGAACGGGCGGCAGUGGUAGCGCGGCGCUCUGGGGGAGGGUAAGAGAUAUAGUUGAGAUUCCUGAAGCCGAAAAAGACGGCAGGCUGUUCUGUGACACUUCUGACGAGAAUGGCGCGAGGAACGGUAGCGACAGGAUGCAGUGCGUGGUUCUUGGCGUUGAAAAGGGCUCACUGGAACUUGCCUCGCGCCACCACUACUUCAUUCUCGUGCGGCCCGUCAGCUCCCCACAGAUUGGUCUUGGUGGCACCGUAUAUGAACGGGUGGGUGCCGGGUAUCUGCUCGGCAAGUAUAUCGAGGAAGGGGGUCAGGAGGCGCAAAUUUGCUGA
Lasiosphaeria miniovina is the source of this 3807-nucleotide messenger RNA. RefSeq lists its product as uncharacterized. Gene Ontology annotation, molecular function: ATP binding; protein kinase activity. The record is from RefSeq and is a predicted model, not a curated record. Gene Ontology annotation, biological process: protein phosphorylation. NCBI's taxonomy places the organism in Eukaryota, Fungi, Ascomycota, Sordariomycetes, Sordariales, Lasiosphaeriaceae. The transcript is spliced from 11 exons. Bases 1 to 3807 code for a protein of 1268 amino acids.